Messenger RNA from Stegostoma tigrinum, 3038 nucleotides. Its product is annotated as CREB-regulated transcription coactivator 2-like. The coding region runs from base 89 to 2761 and encodes 890 amino acids. Gene Ontology annotation, biological process: positive regulation of transcription by RNA polymerase II; protein homotetramerization. The record is from RefSeq and is a predicted model, not a curated record. Lineage: Eukaryota; Metazoa; Chordata; Chondrichthyes; Orectolobiformes; Stegostomatidae. Gene Ontology annotation, cellular component: nucleus; cytoplasm. Gene Ontology annotation, molecular function: cAMP response element binding protein binding. The transcript has 16 exons.
CGUGUUUAAUGUGGCUGCCGGCCGCUUCGCCACCCCGGCCGCGCCGAUUCCGCCCGCGAGCGGCGGCGGAAAAAAAAUCGCCAUCAACAUGGCGGGCGGCAGCAAUCCGCGGAAAUUCAGCGAAAAGAUUGCCCUCCACAACCAAAAGCAGGCGGAAGAGACGGCCGCCUUCGAGGAGGUGAUGAUGGAGCUCAACAACUCGCGGUUACAGGCUCAGAAGGUACGCCAGCUCCGCCUGUCACAUACCCGAGGGCCGUAUUAUGGUGGGUCCCUGCCUAAUGUCAACGCCAUCUCCAGCAACAACACUGAGUUCCAGAGUCCCUUUAGCUCUGUGCUAGACUCCAGUCGUGGCACACGGCAUCACGGAUUGGUGGAGCGGGUACAGAGAGCCAGGCUGAAUUCUCCUCACAGGCGACAGGUUGACAGUUCUCCAUACAGUUCUGCGUACCUAUCACCUCCCCCAGACACCAGCUGGAGAAGGAAUGCCCCACCUUGGUGCAACUUCCCCCUGGAGAAAGGACAUCGAUUCGGAUUAUCUUCGACCCUGAACAGAACCAACUCGGACUCAGCACUGCACACGAGUGUGAACAAUCCGAAUGCAGCCAGUCCAUUCGCCAGCCCUGGCCAGGCCGUGCUUAGCCCCACCAAGAGAAGCGCAGGUUUAAUGGAUGGGGAAUUAGACAGCUUUGGAAAAGGUUUCCCAUUCUCUGUUCCACCACAUGACAAUAUCCACGAUGAGGAUACGCUGCUGCCCAAAGCUCUCUGGGAUACAAGGAAGGUACAGAGUGUGACGUCACGGCCCAGAUCCUGCGAGGUUCCUGGCAUCAAUAAAACCCAGCCACUGUUUAGUGCGCACCCUUUGGAAGGUAUGGAAGAGGCCAUGACCUGGUCAUCAGCUGCUCAGCAGAAAGAUGACCUGUGGAGACGAGCCACCAAGAAGGGCAUCUUCCCAUCACCAGACCAAGUCAGCAGCAUGUCCCAUGUUUCUGGUGCACUGAACACAGGCGGAUCUCUCCCAGAUCUAACAAAUCUGCACUUUCCACCUCCGCUGCCCACCCCACUCGAUCCUGAAGAGUCAACCUUCUCAAGUAUUAGUGGAGGGAGCAGCACGGGCAAUCUUACCACGACCAUGACCCACCUGGGAAUCGGUGGUUCCCUGGCAAUGGCCUCCAACUAUGAGUCCACAGGGGGGCUGUCCUCUUCAUUACAGGGGUCUCUGAGUAACAUGUCUCUACAGUCCUCACUCAGUAACCCGUCGCUGCAAUCCUCGCUGAGUACCCAGUCCCUCAGUAACUCCUCCCUCCAGUCCUCUCUCAGUAACCCCUCCCUCCAGUCCUCUCUCAGCAGCUCAUCCCUUCGCACGUCGCUGAGCAACCCAUCAUUACAGUCGCCGACGGGUAACCCUCCACUGCAGCCUGCUGUCAACGCUGCCUCCAAACAGUCUCCGUUGAGCACCUCAUCACUGCACUCUUCACUGAGCAGCUCCCUCCCGCCUGGUUCCAUCAGCACCUCUCCUCGGAGGAGGGUCCCACUCAACCCUCUUGUCCUGUCUAGUGGAGACUCCAGGAGGCCCCACAGCAAGCAAUUCUCUCCCACCAUGUCUCCCACCCUCUCCUCCAUCACACAGGGUAUUCCCUUAGACACCAGCAAUCUUUCAAUGGACCAGCGACUGCCCCCAUACCCUUUCUGCCAGCAGCAAGGCUACCAGCAAUCCCAGCAGCCAACAUACCAACAGCCUCCAUCCCAGCCACCAGGCUAUCAACAGUCCCAGCUCUCCCAGCAGCAAGGCUACCAGCAGUCCCAGCCCUCCCAGCAGCAAGGCUACCAGCAGUCUCAACCAUCUCAGCAGCAAACUUACCAACAAUCGCAGCAGUCCCAGCCCUCCCAGCAGCAAGGUUACCAGCAGUCCCAGCCCUCCCAGCAGCAAGGCUACCAGCAGUCCCAGCCCUCCCAGCAGCAAGGCUACCAACAAUCGCAGCAGUCCCAGCCCUCCCAGCAGCAAGGCUACCAGCAGUCCCAGCCCUCCCAGCAGCAAGGCUACCAGCAGUCCCAGCCCUCCCAGCAGCAAGUCUACCAGCAGUCCCAUCAAUCCCAGCAGCAAGGCUACCAGCAGUCCCAGCCCUCCCAGCAGCAAGGCUACCAGCAGUCCCAGCCCUCCCAGCAGCAAGGCUACCAGCAGUCUCCGAAAACCAGCCUGUCCCAGCGGCAGCAGCAGGCCACAUCACCUUGUGGUCAAACAGACACCAACCCUGGCAGUCGAACCUCGCUGCUGAAAAACUUCUUUGGAGAUUCCUAUUUUGAGCAGCAGCUCUCAAGCCAGACCACGGGUGACCUGUCUCACCAGCUCGGGUCGUGCAGCACCGACACUUUGGUUGCUAACAUGCCAAUGAACAUGAACACGUUGUGUGGAAACACCGGGAGCAGCAGUUUCACCCAGGCUGCAAUGGUGGGCCUUGUAGAGAGCAGCGAGAGCCUUCAGGACCCACAGCUUCUCAACAAGCAAAACAUGUACUCCUCCAAUCAAAUGACCUCGAUCCCCGAUAUCAUUCUCACAGGUGAGUCCCCUCCUGGUUUCUCCAAGGAGAUCACCAGUGCUCUGGCUGGUGUCCCAGGCUUUGAAGUGGAUUCCCAAUAUCCUUUGGAUGAUGAGCUCAAGGUGGAGCCCCUGUCUCUAGAUGGACUGAGCAUGCUCAGCGACCCCAACCUGACCCUUCUGUCGGAUCCCACUGUGGAAGAUUCAUUUCGAAAUGAGCGUCUGUGAUGGCGGGCAGUGGGAGAGACCAACGGGGGGAUGGUGCUGCAGGGAGGAACCUACCCCCUCGACCCCUACCUCGGUGCCCGAGGUUGGGGGGGUGAAAAGUGAUUGGCAUGUGGCCGAGGGCAGUGGGAGCCAAGCAGACUGAAGCCCUUGUGGAGAGCCUGACAAGGUGCGGCACCAGAGCUUUGGAGCUCAUCCCAUCGUCACUGUGCACGGAUUAGCCCCAGCCUCACGCUGUACGGCAAGCUGCCUGACCCCCAGGGUGCCUGUUGCAAAUCCC